Messenger RNA from Strongylus vulgaris, 638 nucleotides. The record is from the annotation of a GenBank genome assembly. NCBI's taxonomy places the organism in Eukaryota, Metazoa, Nematoda, Chromadorea, Rhabditida, Strongylidae.
AUGCACGAGCAUACACUGGCUAGCUCUUGGCCUUGCUGGCAACCGUCUGGACCGGUCACGAAUCGCCCACUCCUGCAAAAAUUUGAAGGGUCUUACGAAGAAGCAGAUCAGGUAGCUAAAGGGCAUUAUAUUGAUCAGAAACUAUAUUUCUCUUACUAUUUGUUGUGCUUGCCUUACCUAAGUCUCGGUAACUUCUGCAGAUUCUGUCGAAAGAACCCUGACAUGAUGGACAGUGUACGGUGGAAUUGUACCCUCAUUGAUCCUGUUACUUUGGAAUUGAUUAGCGAUGUGAUUAUGCGGGAAGGCACCAGAGAAUCCGCCUUUGUACAUGCUGUUUCCGCUGCUGGGGUGGCCUACAGAGUAACGCGCGACUGUGCCCGAGGGCUGAACGAACGAUGCGGCUGCGAUCAAUCAAUGCUCUCAUUGGAUCCACAGGUGCGUAGCUACGAUUACCAGGGAUGCUCCGAUAAUGUCCAAUAUGGAAUAGCCAUAUCGCGAGAGUUUGUCGAUGCUGCAGAGCGAGGGAAAAACGCGUCAAACCGAGCCAUUUUGAAUCUGCACAACAAUAGAGCUGGCAGACAAGUGGGUUACACAUUUUUUUGCAAAGCCUGUGACUGGGAUUUGCAGUUAUCCUAAGG